UGAGUUGCAGCUGCAGCAGAUCACUGACAGCAGAGGAGUCGCGCUGACGCUUCACGAUGGCUCUGAGGCGCGCGUUUGUAUUCAGUAUAUGGAUUAUUACAGUGAUAUGGACCGCCGCGCGCGCGGACGCGAGGAAACCGGACGAGUUCUUCAGCGGGAGCGUUUACCGCGCGAGAUGCGCGUCGCGAUGUCUCAGCUUGCACAUCACGCGCAUUUCUGCUGUUUUCAAACAAUUCCAGAGCAAUGGAUCAUUGGUGUGGUGUCAGAAUCAUAAGCAGUGCUCAAAGUGUCUGGAACCUUGCAGGGCAUCAUGGGACCUGAAGGAGAACCAGUGUCAGGACUUGUGUGAGAAGCUCUUUCCAAAGAAACACUAUGAAUGUCUGACGAGCUGCGAGUUUCUUCGUUCCGUCGAGAUGGUGAAACAAGGUGACUGUCCACCAGCGGAGCGAGCGAGCGGUUUUGCAGCGGCCUGCGUUGAGAGCUGUGAUGCGGAUGCAGAAUGUUCUGCUCUGAAGAAGUGCUGCUCCAACGGCUGUGGACACACCUGUCAGAACCCAAAGAACCUCUAUAAAGGAGCUCCAUUGAAACCGAGGAAGGAGUUGUUGUUUUUGGAGCAGGCUUCCGGACAGCUGGAGAUCCGCUGGUCUUCUAGAUUCAACAUCUCAGUAGAGCCCGUGCUGUAUGUGCUCCAGCGGCGAUGGAACUUCGGCAUCCACCCCAGUGAAGAUGACGCCACCCAGUGGCAGGACGUCGCACAGAUCACUGAAGAGCGCAUCCUGUUGACCGACAUCAGGCCCAGCAGGUGGUACCAGUUCCGUGUGGCAGCGGUCAAUGUUCACGGCACACGUGGAUUCACGCCCCCUAGCAAACACUUCCGCUCUUCCAGAGAUCCAUCUCCACCUCCCGCCCCAUCUAGACUGAGAGUGACUAACAUCACUGUAGGUCCAGACGGUCUGCUGACGGCCCGACUCAACUGGACUCUUCCUGUGGAGCCAGACAUCCCCGUCCACCACUACAAAGUGUUCUGGAGCUGGACCGUCCCGGGAAGCUCUCCCGUGCCUGCCAAGAGAAAGAGGAGAAAGACCACCAGCGGGGCCAGGAGUUCUGUAGAUCUGGAGGGUCUUCUGUCGAACUGCAGUUACACUGUGGAGGUUCAGGCCAUCAACUACUGGGGUCAAGUGAGACUGAAGAGCGCAAAAGCAUCCAUUCACUUCAACACACAGGAAAACAACGAGUCAAAGUCAGCAUCUAAGGUGAGGAAAGUAGAGUUUCUUCCAGUCCGUUCUGUGUCUGUGAAAAGACCCUCAAGCGCUCUGGAAGUUGGUACACCAUAUUACCAAGACAGGCAACUACAGAUCCGCAUCUACUGGAAGAAGAGAGCAGAGCCAUUCGUGAACCGUUACCACGUUCAGUGGACGCCUGAAAACUGCAGCCACAACCAGACCAGAGGACCGGAGAAAUCAGUCACUCAGGAGAACUACAUCAAUCUACCACAUCUGCUCUUCUCCUGCAAGUACAGAGUGACUGUUCACACGCUGAAUGCCAAACAACGUUUUAAAGAUGAGAGCACCACCUUCAUAACGCCGUCCUGCGUGACACUCAGGAGCAAGAGCAUGAAACAUAUUGCCUGUCCUGGAGACAUGACAACAUCAAAAGUUUUGGCAAAACCUGAAAAUCUGACCGCAUCAUUCACCUUCUAUGGUGGCAAUGUGACAGCUCACUUCCUCUGGAGGGUGUCGCAUCCACAACCACAUCAGCCAAUCACAGGCUUCCAGGUCACAUGGGCAGAGGUUACCACGGAGAGCCGUCAGAACAGUCUGCCAAACAGCAUCAUUUCACAGUCGCAGAUUCUGCCACCUGAUCAUAAUCUGCUGGUGGUGUCAAACCUUCGAGCGGCUUCAUUCUACAGGUUAGAGGUUCAGGUGAUCACGGCCGCUGGAGAAGGUCCUGCGACAAUGAAGAUCUUCCAGACGCCGAACCGACCACCACUACAGCAAAAAUCUCGACAUCAUCAGAAGUCUGCCAUGGAGAAACACUGAACACGUCAGAAACACGCAACUCACCGUGCAGCCGUUGAUCGACGCUCUAGUCGAGGAAACGGCACUGUUAAAGGUCUGAGCUUCGUUCUCUCUUCACGCUCGUCACUAUUCUCUACAACGCCAUUGAUUUACAAAUCACAACGAACUUUUGCCAGAGCGCUCUAAGAAAGUUGAAGUCAAAGCGAUUUGUGUGAACUUUGUGAAUUUGAGUUGAAAUGAUUUGUUUUGUGUUAUAGAAGAAAAACAAGCGUGAACUGAAUUAGGGGCAGAACUCUUAUAACACAGUAUGAGCUAUUCAUAUCACAUUGAAAGUAUAUGUCACAAUAUUGUUAUUUUUGCUUGAUAUUCAAUUUAAAAAAUGGUUCAUAUCUUAAUAACCAUGUAAUAAUGCCUAUUUCGAGAGAAUCCAGUGAAUUAAAUAAAGAAAAAUACGAUUAUUCACAACAGAUUAAUUAAAAAUA
Myxocyprinus asiaticus (Chinese sucker) is the source of this 2500-nucleotide messenger RNA. RefSeq names its product anosmin-1-like. The transcript has 14 exons. NCBI's taxonomy places the organism in Eukaryota, Metazoa, Chordata, Actinopteri, Cypriniformes, Catostomidae. Gene Ontology annotation, cellular component: extracellular region; cell surface. Gene Ontology annotation, molecular function: protein binding; peptidase inhibitor activity. Gene Ontology annotation, biological process: neuron differentiation. The coding region runs from base 57 to 2039 and encodes 660 amino acids. The record is from RefSeq and is a predicted model, not a curated record.